Entelurus aequoreus (snake pipefish) is the source of this 3820-nucleotide messenger RNA. Its product is annotated as RNA-binding protein 4B-like. Gene Ontology annotation, cellular component: cytosol. The transcript is spliced from 8 exons. The coding region runs from base 36 to 1733 and encodes 565 amino acids. NCBI's taxonomy places the organism in Eukaryota, Metazoa, Chordata, Actinopteri, Syngnathiformes, Syngnathidae. The record is from RefSeq and is a predicted model, not a curated record. Gene Ontology annotation, molecular function: mRNA binding.
AGUGCGCCCCCUGUCGCCCACGAAACCGGAGCCGGAUGUGGAAUUUGAAACACAGCUCCAGGACCGCGUUGGAUGUCCUGGUUGUUACAGAGAUGAGCGGAGACUACGUCAAGUUGUUUGUGGGAAACCUUCCUUUAGACGCAACCCAAGACGAACUCAACAAGCUUUUUGCUCCUUAUGGGGAGAUCAACACUUGCUCCUUGCUCAGACAGUAUGCCUUUGUUACCCUGAAUGGAGAUGGAGCGGCGGACAGGGCUAUACGGCAUCUGGACGGCAAGGAGUACAGAGGCAGACCACUUGUGGUGGAGGAGUCACGUGCACGCCCGCCAAACUCCACCAAAGUGUUUGUGGGGAACCUCAGCGCCACUUGUUCCGCGGAUGACCUGCAUGGGCUGUUCUCGACAUUCGGGAGAGUUUUAGAUUGCGAUAAAGUCAAAGCCAGGUUAUGUUCAAAUGUUGGCUAUGCAUUUGUGCAUAUGGAAAGAAAGGAGGAGGCGUUGGCAGCUAUCGAGGCUCUCAAUGGGACAAUUUUCAAGGGCCGUCAGCUGGCCGUAGAGCUCUCCAAAGCUCAACCUUUGGUCAACCAGCUCCCAACCGGGAAUUCAGGAGGUGGUCGAGAGGGUCUCCUUCCUCGGCCAGCUGCCUCCUUGGAGCAUCACCAGAGUCAUGCUGCUGUGCUUGCAGCGGCUGCAGCAGCUGCCGCAGGACUACCCAUACAAGUGCAACAAAGUGUCCAUAACUCGUUCUACAAUACAACAUCCUUUGACCCGACCUAUGCUGCCCUGAAGGGCAUUACGAGUUCUAAAGGUGCAGACGGAGUUAUAUACGGCGCUCUUGCCAGCCAGGUGUACGGAUCCGUGGCUGACCAGGUGUACCAUGACAUGGCCAAUCACACUACGGCACCAAGCACUGUGGCUGAAGAGUACGAGCCUCAAACCACACCGGACCCAACAACACUUUUUGAAGCUGCAAGAGCCAAAUUUUUCCAGGAGGGACAGAAGGUUCUGGCCGAGCAGCAGGCAGGAAGAAAAACAACAUCGACGACAACCACCACCACAACAACUACAGAUACGACACCGUCAGAAACCGAGCGGGAUCGCAGCCCGAUCAGAGGAAACAAAGCAGCCUUGCUUCCUGACCCUGGUCCAGGUUCCUUCACAAAUCGAGCCAAGCGCCGUGCUUUGCUGCCGACGCCUCCAGGGGUGCCUGAAGACUCUGCAACUGCUACUGCUGAAGGGGCUGAUUCUGUUGCAAGGUCCUACACAGAAUAUUACCAGCAAAUGCAUCAGUACCAGCAGUACCAGCAACAAUAUCAACAACAGUACCAUUACCUCCAGUAUGCUUACACCAAUCCUCCGCCGCCUCCUCCGCCAGCCACAACAGAAUCCUCUAGCUCAAUCCCUCCACCCCCAGGGACAUAUACGGCACCACCAACCUACUCUGCGACGCAAGACUACGGGCCCCCAGGAACGUACGACCCGCCCACGAGUUACGACCAAUCAUCGGCGAGCUACAACGCCUCGGCUGCGAGCUACGGCGCCUCCGGAAACUACAACGCCUCAGCCGGCUAUGACCCAUCGGGAGGCUACGGGGCGUACGAUACAUCCGGAGCUUACGCAGCAGCGGGAAGCUACUCCACAUCCACACCGUAUGAGCAGACACCCGCACACGGGCAACCCACGCCCCAGCGCAAUGAUUACCCUUACAACACGCCAGAACCCCCGUAUCGAUAGGCCCAACCCUUCACACAGUCCUACUCACUGCAGAUGUGUGUGAGUCGUUGCAUAAGGGACAGUUGAAGGGUGAAAUGAGGCAAGCAGCAAGGUUGUUUGAAUGUGCGGUAAAUCUCAUUGUUGUCAAUCUUGGCUUAUCUCGUCUCCAUCUAGCUUAGCUUUUGUUGGUGACUAUUUGAUACAUGCAGUAGUACUGCAUACAGACAUCUCUUCAUUGUUGCUCUUGCUCAGCUGGUUUUGUGAGGCAAGAAGUUACACGUUAUGAGCCUGUAUCAGGGAAGGCCUUUCAUAUCUACUUGGCAGUUAAGGAGCAUUGCUGGCUGUUUAAGAUGUUAGGAUCGGGCUGUUUUUUUAACUAAUUUUGACAGGAUACCGUUUUUUUAAGGAGUUCUAUCCCAGUUAAACAUGCCUAUUUAUCUUUGUGAUGGUGAUUUGGACAUGUAUACACCCAACUGCAUCGCAGUAUGGCCCCUCUGCAGUGUUUACAAUUGGCAUUUCUGCAUUUUUUGGUAAAAGUCGAGCCGUUUUUUAAUGGCAAAAUUCAACAAUUCGGGCACUCCCGACAUGUCUCCUUGCAGUCACACAACCUUGGCUUUUGAGUGAUUCAUUUUGAGCUAAGUUUGAAUGUUUCUGCAUAGCAUAAGGGUUGGAAAACAUUUUGGAGAAUUCAUCCGUAUCAGCUGUCUCUUUGCAUUACUGGUAGGUGUGCGCAUCUUGAGUCAAAGGAAGGCAUCUCUCCUCUCCUGCUUUUUAAGUAGUAUUCAGUUUAAGAACAUUUGGGAAAAUGUUUCAGGCUGCAGAUGUGAUUUAUUUGUAUGUAUAUACAUUUAUGAAUGCCAGGAAGCUUGAUUUGGCCAAUUUUGAUCUCUUCAAAUGUGAUGAAAGUUCUGUUGAGGUUAAGUUACUCGUCAUACCUGACAAUACUAGUGUAAAUAUAUCUUGCCUUUAUAAAUUGAUGAAGUUGUCAGCCAACAUUUGGUUUUACACUGACUGUUAUUAGAUAUCAGGCCAUUGCAUCGGAGACAGGGGUGUGAUGUAGAUGGGACAGGUGCAUAGAGGUUUGCAAAGCUACAGGUGAGCCAAGCUGAGAUAUGUGUGAAUUGAGCAGGAAGACUGUUGACCCUGGUUUGUGAAAGCACACUCACACCUUGCUAGAUUUCCCAUUCGGCCUCAUUAGCUACCACACAUGUAAAGUAAUACCCCAGCUGACUCUGAAAGGCACAUAUUGAGCUUCAUUUGUUCCCUUGGUGAUUGUAGCACACACUUUCUCUCUGUUGCACAGCCUCGUCACAUGCCACAAUAUUCCAGCUUCUCCAUGUAAACUUGUUAGUUGCAUGCCAUGUUGUUGCUGCUGCUCCAGCCACCUUCUUCCUCUUGCUGAUUAUUGCAGCUAGAGUGGGAGGGAGCCAUACUCUGAGCCCUUGCCCUGGACGUACGCCACGCGCUGCUGUAAGCGCGGGAUGGGGAAACAGCAGCGUUAGGCCUGAAACUGCUGUGGAUGAUGGGGUGGCCCCCCCUCGCUAAAGGUAAACACUCAGUACCACACACUCCUGCCCCUGCCGAAACAACACGCGUACACCGUUAUACACACACACACGCAGUCUUUUUCACUUUUUUGGACAUUUUUUUGAUGUUUUUCCUCUCCCUCUUUACAUACAUUCCUGGCCCUGAAGAUCAUCCGUGUAUGAUCUUUGAAGAUGGCGCCUUCUAGUGUGAAUCUGAAGGUAAAGCAGAUAAAUCCUGUCCCGCGAGAGUAUCACAGGAGUAGGUCACACUUAGUUAGCAUGAUCACUAUCUUUUUUUUUUCUUUUCUUUUUUUUAAACGCAACGACACUGUGGCCACUUUUUUUGGCUUAAAGUGCCUUGCUGAAGAUACCAUCGCUCGGCCCUUUAUUUCAGAGGCCAAUAAAGCUGGCUCAGGAUCUGUUGCCGCGUCAAAAAAAACCUGCCCCACCAUGAAGACUAUUCUCAAUGCCACUUCCAACCUGUAUUAAUGACGAUGAACACAGAUAUCAAUUUGUUUUAAGUGACAUUUUGUCCAUGUUCUUUUGAAAUGUUUAAUUAUCAAUAAAAACAAAAACAAAUUC